Messenger RNA from Salvelinus namaycush (lake trout), 1704 nucleotides. Its product is annotated as plexin domain-containing protein 2-like. The record is from RefSeq and is a predicted model, not a curated record. Lineage: Eukaryota; Metazoa; Chordata; Actinopteri; Salmoniformes; Salmonidae. The transcript has 15 exons. Bases 1 to 1704 code for a protein of 567 amino acids.
AUGCUCAAAUUUGUGUUCAAGGGCCGGGCCCCUGGUCGAGACGUAGCCCCAGAUGACAUCAUCAUCACACUCCAUGUUACAUGGGGUUGGCCCUCUCUAGAGGAGAGUCUGGGGAGUGUGUCUGAGGACCAGGGAUCCUCCAGCCAGAGGUGGAGUAGGUGGCUGGCCACCCCCAGGCCGGUUGCCCCGAGCUGGGCCAGUGACGACCGCCAUGGCCACUACAAGGACCAGGAUAACCUAUUGACUGAGGAGAGACAUGACAACAGCUCCCAGAUUGAAGACAUGAACCAUAGCUACUACACAUCUAAGAUCUAUGGGGCUACAGAGACUGCUGGUAAAUAUCUGUGGGUGGACAUAGAUCAGCUGGACCCAGGGAAGGGGAAGAUCCACGGCCUGCUGUCCAACACACACAGACAAGCAGCGAGUGUUCAUCUGUCCUUUGACUUCCCGUUCUAUGGUCACAUACUGAGAGAAAUCACAGUGGCAACUGGUGGUUUCAUCUACACAGGCGAUGUCAUCCACAGGAUGCUGACGGCCACUCAGUACAUCGCCCCUCUGAUGGCCAACUUUGACCCCAGUAUGUCCACAAACUCCACCAUCAGUUACUUUGACAACGGUACAGCCUUGGUAGUCCAGUGGGAUCAGGUUCACCUGCAGGACAGUGUCAGUCAAGGCCCAUUUACCUUCCAGACCGCUCUGCACAGCGACGGACGCAUCGUCUUCGCCUACAAAGAGGUUCCCAUUGACAUCAGUGAGAUCAGGUCAGUGAACCAUCCUGUCAAAGUGGGCCUCUCAGACGCAUUUGUGGUGCUUCAUGAGAUUGAGCAGAUACCCAAUGUUCGCAGGAGGACCAUCUAUGAGUACCACAAAGUGGACAUCCUCAAGUCCAAGAUCGCCAACUCUACAGCGAUUGAGAUGCUUCCUCUGCCCACUUGUCUUCAAUUCUCCAGCUGUGGACCUUGUGUGUCAUCUGAGAUCGGCUUCAACUGCAGCUGGUGCAGCAGACUGCACAGGUGUUCCAGUGGCUUCGACCGGCAUCGUCAGGACUGGGUAGAUAAGGGCUGUCCUGAAGCGAGGAAAAACCAGAGCUGUGUUCAGAUGGUUCACACCAACACCACAACACCUUACAAUGUGCCUAACGCUCACAAUACAACCACUCCAGUUGCCAUGACAAGAACAGUGCCACAGCGGACUACCACCUCCAUCACCACAACUACCUCCUCUACCACCACUACCACUACUACAACCAGAGCCAGACCCAGCACCACUGUCACCACUGCCCUCCCCUUCACCAGUGCUCCUACGGUGGCUGCUGAGGUGGACGAGCCAGAGGAGGAGCAGAGAGAGGUGCGCUUGCAGACUGGUCUCCUGGUGGGCAUCUCGCUGGUCAUGAUCACCAUGGCAGCAGCCGUCAUAGCAACGGUGUACAUGUACAACCACCCGACCUCAAGCGCCAGCCUAUUCUUCAUAGAGAGGCGGCCCGCACACUGGCCAGCCAUGAAGAUGAGGUUCUGCCGCAGCUCAGGGAACCCUGCGUAUGCCGAGGUGGAGGAUCCAGGGCUGGAGAAGGACGAUCUGGUGGUGAUCGACCCCAAACACAUCUUCGUCAUCUCCGGCCACGACCGCAGGGAGAGCUUCAUGGACAGCAAGGAUGGCUUCAUCGUCCCCAACCAAAGAGAACGGUUCCUGUCAGACCAUUGCUGA